This is a messenger RNA of Cinara cedri, 822 nucleotides long. Lineage: Eukaryota; Metazoa; Arthropoda; Insecta; Hemiptera; Aphididae. The record is from the annotation of a GenBank genome assembly.
AUGCGCGCGGCCGUUACACCGGGUCCCCCCGCCGCCGCCACCGGCCGCGAUGACGGCGGCGGCGACGGCGACGACGACGACGACCGUCGUCGCAUCGGCCGCCCGCCCGCCCGUCCGCUCAACCGACGGCCGAGCGACGGCGAUCGUCGGCGGGCGGCGCGCGCGGCGCGCCGGACGGGGACCGCCGCCGAGUCGCCGGCUGCCGAAACGACUACCAGUUGUACGAUGACCGCCGGCGCCCGUGUCCACAGGACGUGCCGAGUACCGCUCCCGUCGCCGAACACGUGCCGCCGCCGCCGCCGUCGUCGUUGUUUUUGCUAUCAGUGCGAUUGUUGUUAACACGUUCAUAAUAAUAUUACAUACACGUACACACGCAUAUUAUAAUUAUAUUGUUAAUUAUUAUUUACCUACACACAUAUACACACACACACACACACACACACACACACACAUACACACACGCGGCGAAAUUAGAAAAUUUCAAUAUUACGAUUACGGUUUUCAUAUCCCGUCGACAAUUUAUCAUAUUAUCGUUAUUGUAUCGUUGUAAAUUAAAACCGUCGUGUACCGCGGCCGUUUGUAAUUGAAAACGCGCUAUUAUAACAUAUCGAAAUUUUAAUAAAUUAUUACCGUCGAAUACAACAAUAUUAUCGCCGUCGUCUCACCACAAUAACGAUGAUUGUUGUUACACGCAUUUUGUACAAUAAAUCGCAAUAACAUACACGCGCGCGCGCGCGCGCGACAAUAAUAUUGUUAUCGACAACAGCAAUACCCGCGGGGAUUUUGUGCUCGCGUGUGCGUGAAAACCGAGUGUUUUCGGAG